CUAAUAUUCUAAAUUUCUACCUCAACACUUCUUUAUAAUAUUAUUACUUUUUCUCCCAGUGUAGAAGAUGCUUCAAGAAAUGCACAUAAUUUUGGUUUUCUACUGCUGUCCCAUUAAGUUGCAUGAUGCAUGGCCUAAACACGCCCUACUGCAUACCUCCAAAUAAAGGACCAAGCAAGUACAAUCACAGAGAUAUGCUUCAGUUUCAAAAUCGGCACUUCCAGGACCAAUAAUUGCCUCCUCAUUUUAACAAUAUAUGUUAAUUAGAAAACAAAAAGUAAUUGAAUCUAAUUUCUUUUUGUUUAAGUUUCUAUACAGGUGGCAUGCUUCUAUGAGUAGUGAGGUUAGCUUAGAUAUGGUGGGACCCAACAAACAAGCACCGGCAAACAUGACUUCCAGCCUUAGGCUUGGAAAUGUUAAAGCAAAAAGAUAAAAAGUGAGAUCCAAAUAGAAUUAAGUGGCAGCUGGUUCCCAAGCAAAUUAUUGGAAGUGUGUAGUAUGAAAGCAAUCGAUGCCAUCUCUUUUCUUUUGUAACAUUGUGGAGGACACCCUGUGAUGAUGAAGACAAGGGUGGGAACUUUCUCAUCACUUUCCUCCUCAUGCCUCUCCUUCGACUUGGAGUCUUGCAUUCAUGCCCAUCACCAUCUGAGUCCAAUCUCUCACCUCCAGACUCCAUCCACGUCUAUAUAUACAAAGUCCCAUUGUUGCUCAUCUCCUUGCGUCUUCCCAUGAGAUUUGGGCUAUGGAUAUAGAUUCAUCUAUGCGUAAUGGUGACUGGGGUGGUAACCAAAGCUUGACCAGCCAAGAGCCUAAAUUGAUGGACAAAGACGGAGGGCAACCGACGAUCCACCCCUCCCUUCAACUUGAAUUGAAGCUACCAUGGUCGACCGAGACUGAGUCAGCAGGGGAUGAAGCCAAAUCUCGAGGUGGUGUAAAGGGGCCCACUGGGUCUGAUGACCCUUGUGAUGACACGAAGCCUUCACCUUCGGCUUCCCACCGCGUGAUAGCAGAGAGAGGUUCUCAGGGACGUCAUAAUGAUAGUGAAGGUGAUGGAGGCAGAGGAAGGAAGAAGCUAAGGCUAUCCAAAGAACAGUCUUGUUAUCUGGAAGAGUGCUUUAAGGAGCACACCACCCUGAACCCGAAACAAAAGCUUGCAAUAGCUAAGAGGCUAAAUCUCUUGCCCCGGCAAGUAGAAGUCUGGUUUCAAAACCGAAGAGCCCGAACAAAACUCAAGCAGAGCGAGGUGGACUACAAAUACUUGAUACAAUGGUGCGAGUAUCUAACCGAAGAGAACCGAAUGCUCCGCAAGGAAAUACAGGAGCUCAAAGCAUUCAAAUCCCCACUCCAGAAUGUUCAUCACUACAAACAGCAAACGAUGCUAACUAUGUGCCCCUCAUGUCAGCAUGCUAUUUUUCUUCAAAAAAUUGAUAGUUUCCAUGACACGGCAGACAGAGAGAAUCACCCUUGAUUGUUAUUAUGAACAGCAACUUUUGAUUAUACUGCUGGAGGCUGACACGAGACCCCGAGGAUGCUGUAACUUGGGAAAUGUCAGCCCUGCCUACUCAAGUUGAUGGACCAGGCUAGGAUGUUAUCAAGCUCGGCUGGUCGUAGGCUGAGUCGUUUGUACGGCAAUGCUUAGCCCAGCCAGGUUUUAGCAUGAAUACAUUUUAAUACAAUUUA
This is a messenger RNA of Elaeis guineensis (African oil palm), 1680 nucleotides long. Lineage: Eukaryota; Viridiplantae; Streptophyta; Magnoliopsida; Arecales; Arecaceae. The record is from RefSeq and is a predicted model, not a curated record.